Capsicum annuum is the source of this 1986-nucleotide messenger RNA. RefSeq lists its product as uncharacterized. Bases 1470 to 1832 code for a protein of 120 amino acids. The transcript is spliced from 2 exons. The record is from RefSeq and is a predicted model, not a curated record. Lineage: Eukaryota; Viridiplantae; Streptophyta; Magnoliopsida; Solanales; Solanaceae.
AUAAUAUUAACAAGAUUACAAAAGAUAUAGAAACUUGACAUAUAAUAUUCGAAGAUCUAAGAACCCUAAAAAUGAGAAAAGAAACUAAGACUAGUGAAUAUCAACACCAAUUUCUUACUUGGACCAAGAGGAACUCAAAGAACCCCCAAGAUCCUAGUUUCUAGCCAAGAGACAAUACAAGGAUCACUCUCCUUGUGAAUUUUAGUUUUGGGGCUUCUCAAGUGAAGAGAGAAGUUCACAAAAAUUACAAUGUAGUUGUUGUCUUCAACAUUAUGAAUGAACUAAGGCCAAAAUAACCCUAAUGUUGUCGAUUUAUAUUACACCACAAAUGAAAGAUAAAAUAACCAUUUAACCCUUGCCAUGGGGUGGCCUUGGAGGGUAGGUUUAUUAUACUUCAAGGAUCCUCUUCACACUUACAAAUAUUUAAACUAUUUGGUAGAUCAAGUACUAACUCCCACACGGCCAUUUGCAUGAACAAGGCUUAGUCGUUGUAACUCACGUGCUUGGCUUCAUGUGAAAGGUCUCGAGCUAGGAAUUCCCAUAUCACAAGGUGAUGAAAAUAAUAGGACAAUUAAGGCAAUUUUAUGAAACAUGGAUAACUGAUUUUUCUCCAAUGACACUAAAAGUGUUGCAAGAUAACAUAUCAAAAUCAAUGAAGUGUAAUAUUAAGUGGAAUGGUGAAUUUGGUUUUGAGCUUAAGAAUGUGAAUUUGAGGGAUAAUACUUGUACAUGUUGGUCUUGGAUGUUAAAAGGUAUGCCUUGUUGUCAUGCCGUUGCUGCACUACACUUUAGAAGACUAGAACCCAUUAACUAUAUUGCACAUUGGUAUACUAAGGAAACUUACCUCAAGACCUAUAGUUACUUCAUUCAGCCUGUCACUGAUAUGCAAAUAUGGCCCAAGUCAUCUAACAUUCCUAUUAUACCACCUAUAAUAAGAAAGCUUUCAGGUAGACCUACAAAAUCUAGAAGAAAAAAACAGAAUAAAAAUAAGACUGGAAAGUUGUCAAAGAGAGGUGUUGAGAUGACCUGCAACACAUUUCAAGACAAGGGUCAUAAUAAGAGGAUUAUCCAUUGACUUCUUUUGCCUCACCAAGCACAAGUAGAGAAAAAGAAAGACCAAAAGAUUCUACAUAGGUAAUAUUCACUUGUAAUUUACUGGUAUUUUAAUUCUUUUUCAUUUUUUAUCUCAUUUUAUUUUUUCUUUUCUAUUGUAGGUUGCAGCAGCAGCAACAACAGUAGCUGUUGCUAUUAGUACCAUUGGCAGAGGGAGAGGAUCAGCUACGGUAACUACAGCAAUAGCUACUACUGGUACUACUAGUAGAGGGAGAUGAUCAACAACAACAACUACAGGAAUAAUUGCUACUGGUACUACUGGUAGAGAGAGAGGAUCAGCUGCAGUAACUAUAGGAACAACUACUACUGGUACUAAUGGUAGAGGGAGAGGAUCAACUGCAGCAACUGCUGCUACUAUGGGUGUUGUGGAGCUAGUAAAGGUAGAGGAUUUUAUGUUGCAGUUGUUGGUAGAGCUGGUAGAGGCAGAUGAGUUAAUGCUGCAGUUGUUGGCAGAGCUGGUAGAGGUAGAGGAGUUAGUGCUGCUGCUGUUGGUUGUGCUAGUACAACAAGAGAAACUGGUAGAGGUAGAGGAGUUAAUACUACUGCUGUUGGUUGUGCUGAUACAGCAAGAGGAGCUGCUGGUGUUGCUACUUCUAGUCAUAGUGUCACUGGUGCUAACAAAGGUAGAGGAACACCUUAUAAAAGACCUGAGAUGGUUGGAAUGGAGGUGCUUCAAACAAAGAGUAGUUUUAGAAUCCUCAAUCUUGGAAUGCCUAUGAACUCCUCCAUAGUGAUUGGACAUCUUGGACAUCACAAACCAACAUCAGGUGUAAAAUAGAAAGGAAAGAAAGCUGUGACCCAGCAAGGACUUGAAGACGUAAGAGCACAAAAAAGAAUGAGGACAAGGUCAAAUGCUGCUGAACUGAAUCAUCU